AUGGGGUCCUCGAUGAAGCCGACCACGUUCGCAGGCCAAGCGUCGCUGCCCAAGCUGCCGAUCCCGGACCUCCAAGAGACGAUCGCCAACUACCUCCGCACGGUGAGCGUGCUGCAGUCGCCCGAGGCCCACGCGGCGACUCGCGCGACAGCCGAGGCCUUCCUCGCCACGGACGGCCCGACGCUCCAGGCCAAGCUGCAGGCGUAUGCAGCCGACAAGAACAGCUUCAUUGAGGAUUUCUGGUACGAGGCGUACUUCAACUACAAGGAGUCGGUCGUCCUCAACGUCAAUCCGUUCUUCGUGCUCGAGGACGAUCCGACGCCGACGCGGGCCAAGCAGAUCCCGCGCGCGUCGUCGCUCAUCUUGAGCAGCCUCAAGUUUAUCCACGCGCUGCGCCGCGAGACGCUGCCGCCAGACGUUGUGCGCAAGACGCCGCUCUGCAUGAACCAGUUCCGCAUGCUGUUUGGCGCGACGCGGCUUCCGACGCGCGAGAAGGACCACGUCAAGGUCGCGCCCGACGCCAAGCACAUUGUCGUGCUCUGCCGGAACCAGUUUUACUGGUUUGACGUCAACCUUCGCGCGAUCCGCGCCAAUGCGCGCCAAUGCUCGGACGACCACAUCGCUGACUCGGCCGUCGGCGUCUUUACGACCGAGCACCGCGUCGAGUGGGCACGCCUGCGCACGGAGCUCCAGGCCGAGAACGCGGCGACGCUCGAUAUGAUUGACCGCGCACUCUUUCUCGUGUGCUUGGACCACACGAGUCCGCCGACGCCGUCGGACUUUGCCGCGACGAUGCUCCACGGCACGUACGAGACGUCGUCGCACAACCGCCAGGUUGGGUCCUGCAUGAACCGGUGGUACGACAAGCUGCAGAUUAUCGUGUGCGAGAACGGCGUCGCCGGCGUCAACUUUGAGCACUCGGUCGUCGAUGGUCAUACGGUCCUUCGCUUCGUCUCGGAUGUGUUUACGGACACGGUCAUCCGGUUUGCGCAGAGCAUUAGUGGUACGACGCAGUGCUUUCUCGAGAGCGCGUACCGCCCGCCGUCCGAGUCGCUGUACAUGACGCCGCACAAGCUCGAGUGGCAGCUCUCGCGCAGCCUCCAGCUCAGCGUCCGCUAUGCCGAGGCGCGCUUGAGUGACCUCAUUUGCCAAAACGAAGUCAAAGUGCUGGAAUUCCGCAACUAUGGCAAGCGCUUCAUCGUCAAGCACAAGUGUUCGCCAGACGCGUUUGUUCAAGUCGCCUUUCUUGCCGCCUACUACAUGCAGUACGGCACGGCCGUCAACCAGUACGAACCGGCGAUGACGAAGCGCUUUCUCCACGGUCGCACCGAGGCGAUUCGGUCCAUGACGCCCGAGACGUUUGCGUUCAUUGAGCUCUUUUGCGGCGGCAACGGCAACGAGCUCCAGCAGCUCAACGCACUCCGGAAGGCGACGGCGUCGCACUCGGAGGUCGUCAAGCGCAGCGCCGGCGGCAACGGCAUCGAGCGCCAUCUGUACGCGCUGCAGCAGAUCGCUUCGCUCAACCAGCUCCCGGAAGCCGCCUUGUUCAAGGACGCGGCGUGGCGCACGCUCGGACGCAGUGUCAUUUCGACGAGCAAUUGCGGCAACCCGUCGCUGCGCCUCUUUGGCUUUGGCCCGGUCGUGCCCGAGGGGUUUGGUAUCGGCUACAUUAUCAAGGACGACGCCAUCCAGUUUUGCGCGGCCUCCAAGCACCGCCAGACGCAACGCUUUCUAGAUACGCUCAAGGAGUACCUUCUGCUCGUGCACGCACUCUUGGAAAAGGAAGACGCGCUCUUGUUCCCGAACCGCGCCAAGCUCGCCAGCAGCAAGACGGAGCACCGCGACUCGGACUAUGAGUUUAGUUUCUUUGACAGCGGCGCGCCCGUGCCAGCGUCACCCAAGAUCAACCCGACGCCACUCAUUGGAAAGGCGCUCUUUUGA
This is a messenger RNA of Saprolegnia parasitica CBS 223.65, 1941 nucleotides long. RefSeq lists its product as hypothetical. The record is from RefSeq and is a predicted model, not a curated record. The transcript has 11 exons. Gene Ontology annotation, biological process: carnitine metabolic process. Gene Ontology annotation, cellular component: mitochondrion. Gene Ontology annotation, molecular function: carnitine O-acetyltransferase activity. Bases 1 to 1941 code for a protein of 646 amino acids. NCBI's taxonomy places the organism in Eukaryota, Oomycota, Saprolegniomycetes, Saprolegniales, Saprolegniaceae.